AUGAAUCCCGAGAAUAUCAACAACUUCAACAACUUCAACUACACCACCAACACCAUCAAUGGGGAGUAUUGCUAUUCCUGCCAGCAUUACCUACCUGCAGAGUUCACUAAACGAAACCCUCACAUAAGUUUAAAUGUGUUCGGGUAUGAUGAGGAAUCUGAUAAAAUAAUUGGACCACUUUACUGCGAUGGAGUGGAAAUGAGAAUCCACAUUAAUUUAUUAUUCGUCGACGGACCAACGGCGGGUAUUCAUGGACACUAUGUGUGGAUUAAAAAUAUUUCAUCUCUACUUGCCAAACAACUGGGUAAACAUCGAGUUAAGCGUUGGUUCUGUAAUCAAUGCUUACAAUACUCGACGAGUGAGGAGAGGGCGGCUCAACAUACAUUGAGAUGUAGUCGGGUGGUUACCGAGGGACCAAGAAAGGAUCAGAAGAUCACCUUUAAAAAUCAUCACCGUCAGUUGGAGGUUCCGUUCGUCGUGUAUGCAGACUUUGAAUGUAUAUUGGAACCAGUAUCAUUAGAUGAAAGCAAGAACGUUCUAGUAUGCAGUUGUUUAGGUCUAGAGGCAUGA
This is a messenger RNA of Drosophila albomicans, 570 nucleotides long. RefSeq lists its product as uncharacterized. The record is from RefSeq and is a predicted model, not a curated record. The transcript is spliced from 4 exons. Lineage: Eukaryota; Metazoa; Arthropoda; Insecta; Diptera; Drosophilidae. The coding region runs from base 1 to 570 and encodes 189 amino acids.